Molecule: messenger RNA, 159 nt
Organism: Sclerotinia sclerotiorum 1980 UF-70
Lineage: Eukaryota; Fungi; Ascomycota; Leotiomycetes; Helotiales; Sclerotiniaceae
Exons: 3
Coding region: 1-159 (52 amino acids)
Source: RefSeq, a predicted model, not a curated record
AUGGAAAAGCAGGCUCAAAAGGCAUCCAGAUUUCCUCGUAAGAUUUCUCAAACUCCCACUGCAACAGAAUACGGAUGCGUGCAUUUUGAAGGCGUGAGCAUUGGCUUUUCGGCAUACAAGAUAAUGCACAAGGAAGUAAAUCGUCUUUACAUUGCCUAG